This is a messenger RNA of Limulus polyphemus (Atlantic horseshoe crab), 3014 nucleotides long. RefSeq names its product probable chitinase 10. Gene Ontology annotation, molecular function: chitin binding; chitinase activity. The record is from RefSeq and is a predicted model, not a curated record. The transcript is spliced from 10 exons. Lineage: Eukaryota; Metazoa; Arthropoda; Merostomata; Xiphosura; Limulidae. The coding region runs from base 74 to 2941 and encodes 955 amino acids. Gene Ontology annotation, cellular component: extracellular region. Gene Ontology annotation, biological process: carbohydrate metabolic process; chitin catabolic process.
UUUGUUUUCACGAACCCUCGUGGCAAAGAGAUUGACCUACUGGUACUAGCUUCAAAGUUGUCCUUUAAAUAAGAUGUGGUGGAUUCCUUUAUUUCUUUUGGUAGAGCUGACGUCACAAGCCUACGCAGCGACGAUAAAAGACUCUUCGAACCUGAAACUGGUAUGUUACUACGCUAACUGGGCAGUUUAUAGGCCUGGACUGGCCAAAUUCACGCCAGACAACAUCAACCCAUACUUAUGUACCCAUUUGAUCUAUGCUUUCGCUGGCUUUGGCAAGGAUUAUGAAUUGAAGCCUUUUGAUUCGUACAAUGAUAUUGAACAAGGUAAUUACAGAAAAUUCGUGGGUCUGAAAAGGUAUAAUCAAGACCUAAAAACAAUGAUUGCUAUUGGAGGUUGGAAUGAAGGAUCAAAAAGGUUUUCUAAGCUGGUAGCAGACUCUUCAACGCGUGAAAAGUUUAUACAAAGUACCAUACGCUACUUGAGACAAAAUAGGUUUAAUGGCCUGGACUUGGACUGGGAGUAUCCUGGUUCGAGAGACGGCAGCAGCUAUGAUGAUCGCAAGGGUUACGCUCUUUUAAUUAAGGAACUACGAGAAGCUUUUGACGAAGAGAGCAAUUCGCGCGGAAAGGAGAGACUGAUACUUUCAGUCGCAGUGCCUGCUGGGAAGGAUUACAUUGAUAAUGGAUACGACGUUCCAGAAAUAUCAAGGUACGUGGACUUUAUUAAUGUUUUGACCUACGACUAUCACACUGCUUACGAAGGGGUUGUAAAUCAUCACGCUCCUCUUCAUAAAACCCCCGACGUUGGCCGUUGGGACGAAAGAGACAGACUAAAUGUGAACUGGACAAUAAACUACUACCUGGAGUUGGGCGCCCCUAGACACAAGCUGAUAGUAGGAGUUCCUACUUAUGGCCGAUCAUUUACCCUACUGGACCCUCUUGACAAUAGGAUCGAAGCCCCUGCAGAUGGUCCUGGUGAAAAGGGCCCAUCUACUAAAGAAAAAGGAUAUUUGGCAUACAACGAGAUUUGUCAGGGUAUAUUGAAAGACAACUGGGAAGUCCGACGCCCUUAUCCGGAACUUUUGGGACCGUACUGCUACAAGGAUAACCAGUGGGUUGGGUUUGAUGACGAAAUGAUGGUCAUCAAUAAAGCAGGCUACAUCAGAGAACAAGGUUUAGGAGGCGCUAUGGUCUGGACAUUGGAUAAUGAUGAUUUUCGAGGAUUGUGCGGAGAAGAGAACCCCCUGGUGACGACCUUACGCACUACUCUACUGACUGGUACUAAGGAACCCCCUACGAAAUCUGUAGUACAGACAAAACUAGAUGAAAUCAAAAAGCCAUUAUUAUCGAAUAUAGAAGAAUCCAGCAAACAUGGCAGACGUUUGCCUAAUUAUCAUCGGCUGAGAAACGAUACCAGAGCUAUCAUCAAGAAUCCCAAGGACCUUCUUCAGACACCCAAGCCUCCGACAACCCCUGAUCCAGGUGGUGAUUUUGUUUGCACAGAUGAGGGCUUCUUCAAGAACCCUAAAAAUUGUAAGAAGUACUACUGGUGUUUGGAUAGCGGGCCAGCAGAGCUGGGUAUCGUUCCUCAUACUUUCACUUGUCCAGCUGAUUUGUAUUUCAACCCACUGAGAGACUCUUGUGAUUAUCGCCGCAACGUGCAUUGUGAAGAAGAAGAAUCCACGACUAAACCAACAAUCUCAAAACCAUCUCGGCCAACCAGAAAAUACUUCCGACGUAAGCGCCCACGACACCAUUUCCGUAGGACCACAACAACAACUACAACAGAAGCUCCGCAAACAGAGGUCCCAACCACCCAUAAUCUUGCUGACCUGGUACGCCUGCUGCAAUCACUCUUAAGGAAUGAACAGUUGACCAAAGAAGAUACUACUGAUGCACCAAUAACAUUAGCUCCAAUAUCCAGAACCCUUCCAAACUAUGUCACUCCUCAAAGGAAUCCAGGAGUGGAACCCACAACAGGACCGUUAACCAGCACAUCUUCAUCAACCACAAUAAAGAAAGCUGCAAGACACAAAAUUCCACGAUAUCGACAUCACUCCCAAAACUUAUCAGCUGCGGGUCCUCCAAAAACUUCCAGCAAUGCGCCAGUUCCUCAGUUGACUAACCAAGUUCCACGGAGGCCACAGUUUGAGGCUGCAUCAGUUAACGAAAAGUUAUUUCAAUAUGUGUCACCAAACAGGAAGAAGUCUAAAGCUAAAGAAAAUAAAGAUGACCCUAUGGUGGACUGGGGAGGGCCACAAGUUCCACUCAUUCCAGCAGAGCAAAAGGAAGUUGGAUCCUUGUUUAUCGAUCAAAAUCACGAAAGAACCAAAGUUUUAACAUCAACGGAACCUUUUUCCGAAGCUAGAACCACUAAUGAUUUCAAAUCUCGCGUUCUUGACAACCCUUUUCAAUACAAGGCCAUUGAACGAGUGAAUCCAUCCAGCAGAAAAUCUAGAGAGAUGCUGUUCAAAGAUAAUGAAACACCUCGCAUGUCUCAUUUGCUGACUCGACACAGGGGUGGUUCUAGGGCACGAACACGGGUACGAUUUCGGGUGAGACCACGCACGAGGGAAAGUGAAGAUGCCGUUUCCUCUCGCAUAAGCUCGGUGACCUUGCCAAAAGAUCAAGAUCUAUCAGACUUUACAGCUGUCCAUCAAGCCACGCGUCGGCAGUUGCGACGACGACCACACCGGACAACAACAACUACUCCGAAACCCAGAGGACCUGGAGUAACCAUAGCAGAAAGCAUGAAUGUCCAGUGCAUCCGUCAAGGGGUCCACCGACAUCCAAAGAACUGUAGCCAGUUUAUUGUGUGCGCUUUUGAGUUUGAUGGUACCUUCAGAAAUUAUUUCCACAGUUGUCCACAACGGCAGAUAUUUGACGAAACAUUGGGCAGGUGUAUGUUUGGAAAUAUGGACACUUGCUUAAUUACUGUUUAGUCACUUGAUGAGGUCCUGAAAUAUGAGCUUCAAAUCUUCCUCACCUCCGAAUGUUUUUUUUAGAAAUAAUUCG